AUGGCGAGCGGCCCUGUCACCACCCUGCACUGGCUGCGCGUCUUCCGCAAGUCCAUCCCAGCCUAUGUCAAGGCUGCAUCCCAAGACCCCACCCUGCCCGCGGACGAGCGCGGCGGCGCAGCAGCACGCUUUGCAGACGCGUUUGGAUCCGUCUUGGAUGCUUUGGAACGCGACCCUGCUGCGACCUGCGUUGAUGGCUUCAUCACGCAGCCAAUCAACUGCAGCACGCUGUGCCGCAUCAGGGAUCAUGCGCUGCAGCGGCAGGGGUUCGUUGACAUCUUCAAACCCCUGAAAGACGAGGAGAACGGCAAGGCGCUGGCCCUGCUGCCCGGCGUGCUGCGGGAGCUGGAUGGCGUCGCGGAUGAUGGCGCGCGCUUUGAGAUGGCGCUGAGGGGCGUGUUUGCCGGCAACGUUUUUGACAUGGGCUGCGCCGAGACCGCAUCGAAGGCGGACGCGGCCGAGGAGGCUGGCGGCAGCGUGGCGAGCGCGUUCGCCUCGACGCGCGACUCGCUGCUGCCUCGGCCCUGGGCCGUGGACGGCAUGGAUGCAUUCCUUGCGCGCAUGGCGGCGCGGCGUUUGUGUCCCCACGUCAAGGCCAUCCUGUUCGUGGACAACGCCGGCGCUGACGUGGUGCUGGGGAUGAUCCCCCUGGCCCGGGAGCUGCUCAAGCGCGGCACGCAGGUGGUGCUGACCGCAAACGCCCUGCCUUCCAUCAACGACGUCACCGCCCCUGAGCUGGCGCCUCUGCUGGCAGCCGCGGCAGAGGGCGACGCCGUGCUGCGGCGCUGCCUGGCAGAAGGGGCGCUGCGUGUGGUGUCGAGUGGCAACGACCUGGGGGUUAUUGAUCUCACUAAGGUGUCCCCCGAGCUUGACGCUGAGGCACGGGGCUGCGAUCUCGUCAUCAUCGAGGGCAUGGGGCGGGGCAUCGAGACCAACCUUUACGCCAAGUUCAGAUGCGAUGCUGCAAAGCUGGCCAUGGUCAAGCACCCCGAGGUGGCGACGCUGCUCAAGGGGCGGUUGUACGACGUUGUCUGCAAGUUUGACGCAGCUGACUGA
This is a messenger RNA of Monoraphidium neglectum, 1056 nucleotides long. RefSeq lists its product as hypothetical. Bases 1 to 1056 code for a protein of 351 amino acids. The record is from RefSeq and is a predicted model, not a curated record. NCBI's taxonomy places the organism in Eukaryota, Viridiplantae, Chlorophyta, Chlorophyceae, Sphaeropleales, Selenastraceae. Gene Ontology annotation, molecular function: pantothenate kinase activity; ATP binding. Gene Ontology annotation, cellular component: nucleus; cytosol. The transcript is spliced from 7 exons. Gene Ontology annotation, biological process: coenzyme A biosynthetic process.